AUGAGUCCUCCACAGAAAUGCGCUGCCAUCGUGGUCGGAGCCGGUCCAGCUGGAUUAGCUGUCGUUGGAAACCUCCUCGAGAAGCAAUUAGGCAAGAUCGUCUGGGUCGACCCGUCCUUUCAGGCAGGUCGUGUACAUAGCAAAUAUCGUGAGGUUCCAAGCAACACCAAAGUAGCUCUGUUCCAAGCAUAUGCAACGGCAACCCAGCCCUUUCGGUCUGUUAUCAGCAGCACUCGUAUUCCCAAUGCUUUCACAACCAUGGCCAAGCUCGACCAGGACAAGACAUGCCAUCUGCACCACGCUGCAGAUGUCGUUCGAGCUCUGACUGAUGGCCUUGUAAAGAUGGAGCAAAUAUACGCCUGCCGCGGCCAUGUCACUGCUGCCAAUCUAGAUCACACUCUUUCAUGGACAGUCCGAAUCAAAGGCCGAGACGCCCAAGACGAGGUCGAAGUCUCAGCAACUCGCCUCAUCCUCUGCACAGGCUCCUCUCCAGCAACCGUCCCAGUCCCCAUUACAGAUGGCAGCUUCAAACGCCUAGAUCUCGAUACCGUCCUCAAACCUAGCGAGCUGGCCUCGGCCAUUUUCUCAUCCCCAACAACUGUCGCCGUAGUCGGCGCAUCCCACAGCGCCAUCCUCGCCCUUCUUAAUCUCUACGACCUGGCCCGCACAUCGCACCCGGGCCUUCGCAUCAAAUGGUUCACUCGCCAUCCCCUGCGCUACGCUGAGUAUAUGGACGGCUGGAUCCUGCGUGACAACACAGGGCUAAAGGGCCGCGCCGCAGAUUUCGCCCGUGCCCAGUUGGAGGAUUCUGUCCUACCCACAUCCACCGCCGGCCGCUUCAUCACAAAGAUUGACUGCGCCGGCGGACCCGAGAAAGAAGCAGCCCAGUACCAACGCCAUCUACUCGACUGCUCAUACCUCAUCCAAGCAGUUGGGUAUACCCGCGAUCCGCUCCCUGAGCUCUCAAUCGCCGGUUUGGCAUUAGAGUCCGAGGAUCUCAAGUGGGAUUCGAGCUUCGGCGGCUUCACAGACAGGAACGGACGAGUUAUUCCCGGUCUGCAUGGUGCGGGAAUCGCGUUCCCAGAGCGGGUUGUUGAUCCUUAUGGGAAUGUAGAGCAUGCCGUGGGGUUCUUCAAGUUCAUGAAGUUCCUCAAGAGGGUAACGCCGCAGUGGUAG
Molecule: messenger RNA, 1176 nt
Organism: Aspergillus calidoustus
Lineage: Eukaryota; Fungi; Ascomycota; Eurotiomycetes; Eurotiales; Aspergillaceae
Source: the annotation of a GenBank genome assembly